AUGUUCGCAGACAAGCUAGGCGUCACCAUGGAAGUAUACAUCGAUGAUAUGCUUGUCAAGUCGUUACACGCCGCUGAUCACCUCUGUCACUUGCAAGAUUGCUUCGAAACUCUCAACAAAUACGGCAUUAAACUGAACCCAGCAAAGUGCACGUUCGGGGUUUCCUCAGGCGAGUUCCUUGGAUACAUAGUCACGCAGCGAGGAAUCGAAGCCAACCCGAAGCAGAUCUCCGCGGUCCUGAACCUCCCGAGCCCAAAAAACAGUAGAGAAGUACAACGGCUUACGGGUAGGAUUGCUGCACUCAACCGGUUCAUCUCUAGAUCCACCGACAAAUGCUUGCCAUUCUACGAUCUCUUGCGAGUGUCACAAGCAGCAGUCAGUAGCGUUCUAAUAAAAGAGUACCGUGGUGGGCAAAAGCCAAUCUUCUAUACAAGCAGGCGCAUGACCGGACCAAAAACGCGAUAUCCAACUCUGGAGAAGAUGGCACUGGCGGUCGUCGAAGCGGCGAGAAAGCUUCGCCCUUACUUUCUGUUCGGAAGACUAACGAAGUGGGAUAUCGAACUCGGUGAGCUUGAUAUCACUUACAAGAACAGAACCGCAGCGAAAUCUCAGGUUCUUGCAGACUUCUUAAUCGAAUUGGCCCCGGAGUUGGAGGAAGAUCUCACACUCCCAAACCCAAACUGGACAUUGCAUGUCGAUGGAUCUUCGACUAACAGGGGCGCAGGUGCCGGAGUUCAAUUACAAUCCCCGACCGGCGAACUGAUCAGACAGUCUUUUAGCUUCGGCUUUCCAGCCUCGAACAACGAAGCAGAAUACGAAUCUUUGAUCGCUGGACUCCGCUUAGCAAAAGCUGUCAAGGCCAAUCGCCUAAGCGUCUACUGCGACUCGCAGUUAGUCGCCAAUCAGUUUAGUGGCGAUUACGACGCCCGCAACGAUCCGAUGGACGCCUACCUCAAGAUAGUACAGGGCUUAGCCGCAGAGUUCGAAUUCUUCGAACUCAUCAAAGUUCCCAGAGGAGAAAACGUGUGCGCCGACGCCCUUGCAGCCCUUGGAAGCAAGCUUCGAGACCAAGUUAAACGAACCAUUCCAAUACACCGCAUUGAGAAGCCGAGCAUUGAUAUCUCGACGGACCAAACCAUCGUCAUUGCUCCAGUCACCGAAACCGACACGCUCGUUACUGAUGAAUUCGGCCCCGACUGGCGAACUGAGUUCAUCGACUAUCUCUCAAAGGGGGAACUUCCAACCGAGAAAUGGGCAGCCCGCCGACUAAAAACACGCAGUGCCCAUUAUGCCGUCCUAGACAACGAACUCCAUCGAUGGACUGCGAGUAAAGUACUCCUCCAGAAUCCAACCCAACGAAUGUUGGACUUUUACCGGAGCACAUAG
Messenger RNA from Brassica oleracea var. oleracea, 1386 nucleotides. RefSeq lists its product as uncharacterized. The coding region runs from base 1 to 1386 and encodes 461 amino acids. Lineage: Eukaryota; Viridiplantae; Streptophyta; Magnoliopsida; Brassicales; Brassicaceae. Gene Ontology annotation, molecular function: RNA-DNA hybrid ribonuclease activity; nucleic acid binding. The record is from RefSeq and is a predicted model, not a curated record. The transcript has 3 exons.